Messenger RNA from Saccharomyces eubayanus, 225 nucleotides. RefSeq names its product Som1p (gene SOM1). The record is from RefSeq and is a predicted model, not a curated record. Bases 1 to 225 code for a protein of 74 amino acids. Gene Ontology annotation, cellular component: mitochondrial inner membrane peptidase complex. NCBI's taxonomy places the organism in Eukaryota, Fungi, Ascomycota, Saccharomycetes, Saccharomycetales, Saccharomycetaceae. The transcript has a single exon.
AUGGCGCCACCAACCACAAUUCGCGGCAGAGACCAGGCGCUGGCUCCACUGGCCACACCCGACUCCCACACUCACUGCCACCUGAAAGAGCUCGUGCAGUGGGAGUGCCAGUUCAAGGGAGCAGACUACAUCUGCUCGCCCUUCAAACGGCUCUUUGAGCAUUGCACGGCACCCGGUAAAGCGGCCACCAACUACGAGGUCACCGAUACAUACACCAACAGCUAG